Messenger RNA from Cicer arietinum (chickpea), 2126 nucleotides. RefSeq names its product UDP-glycosyltransferase 73C3-like. The record is from RefSeq and is a predicted model, not a curated record. Gene Ontology annotation, molecular function: UDP-glucosyltransferase activity. Lineage: Eukaryota; Viridiplantae; Streptophyta; Magnoliopsida; Fabales; Fabaceae.
AUAUUUUUGCACAUUUUUAAGUAAAAUUUACAUUAUCCCCUUUCAUCACACCCACAAAAGCAACAAAGUGCUCUUAUAUAAUGUGACCAAGUGGAAUCAAAUUCAUUGAAACACACAAAAGAAAAAUGGAUUCUCAAACACACAAAAGAAAAAUGGAUUCUCAAACACACAAAAAUCUCCACUUUGUCUUGUUUCCUUUGAUGUCUCAAGGACACAUGAUCCCAAUGAUGGACAUAGCAAAAAUCUUAUCAAAACAAAACAUUACAGUCACAAUAAUCACCACACCCCAAAACGCAUCACGUUUCACACAAACAUUCUCAAGAUCCAAAAUCAGGUUAGUUGAACUCCAAUUCCCAUCAAAAGAACUUAAUUUACCAAAAGGGUGUGAGAAUCUUGAUAUGUUAUCUUCACUUUCAUCUUCUUUAAGCUUUUUCAAUGCAGCAAAUAGUACUUUUUUACAAGACCCAGUUGAAAAAAUCUUUGAAAAGUUAACACCUUUACCAAGUUGCAUAAUUUCUGACAUGUGUUUGCAUUACACAUCAAACAUUGCAACAAAAUUUAAUGUUCCAAGAAUUUCUUUCUUAGGACAAAGUUGUUUUACUCUCUUUUGUCUUUACAAUUUGGGAAUUCAUCGCAAUGUUUUGAAAAACAUUACAGACGAAAAUGAGAAAUUUUUUUUGCCUGGUAUUGUUGAUAAGAUUGAGAUGACAAAAGCUAUGAUACCAAGAAAAGGAAAUGAGAAGGAUGAAAAUUGGAAAGAUUUUUAUGCAAAAACAGCUGCUGCUGAAUCUGUUUCAUAUGGUGUUGUUAUGAAUUCUUUUGAAGAGUUGGAGAUGGAAUAUGCAAAAGGGUAUAAAAGGGUGAAAAAUGGUAAAGUUUGGUGUAUUGGUCCUGUUUCACUUAGUAACAAAGAUGAUUUAGAUAAAGGUGAUAGAGGGAAAAAGUCUUCAAUUGAUGAACAUUUUUGCAUGAAAUGGCUUGAUUUGAAUGAAUCAAAGAGUGUUAUUUAUGUAUGUCUUGGAAGUAUAUGUAAUUUAACAACACUUCAAUUGAUAGAACUUGGUUUGGGUUUAGAAGCUUGUAAUAGACCUUUUAUUUGGGUUAUUAGGGAAGGAAAUUUAUUAGAAGAAUUGGAAAAUUGGAUUAAGGGGUUUGAGGAAAGGGUUAAAAGUAGAAGUAUUGUUAUUAGAGGGUGGGCCCCACAAGUGUUGAUAUUAUCACACCCUUCAAUUGGUGCUUUUUUGACUCAUUGUGGAUGGAAUUCAACUUUAGAAGCAAUAUGUGAUGGUGUGCCUAUGAUUACUUGGCCAUUAUUUGGGGACCAAUUUUUUAAUGAGAGGCUUGUUGUGAAAAUAUUGAAAAUUGGAGUUAGUGUUGGUGUGGAGGGUCCUAUGAAAUGGGGUGAAGAAGAGGAAUUAGGGUUAAUGGUUAAGAAAGAUGAUGUUGUGAGAGGAAUUGAAGAGUUGAUGAAUGAGAGUAGUGAAAGUGAUGAAAUGAGAAGAAGAGUUGAAGAGCUUGGUGUGAUGGCUAAGAUUGCUAUAGAAGAAGGUGGAUCUUCUUAUUUUAAUGUUAAUCUCCUUAUUCAAGAUAUCUUGCAACAAUCCAAAAAUUCUAAGUGAUUUUUUCACUUGGCAAAAGCAAAAACAAAAUUGGAUCUUCUAUAGCUGCAAUAUAAAGGAGUAGCAAAUAUUUAGUACAACUCUUUCUUAUUUAUUCUCUAAUAUAUAUACAUAUAUAUAAUAAUCUUUAAAAUAUAUAAAAUUUGUCUUGUUGGUUCUUACUACUAAAAAGUUAAAGACUAACGAGAUAAAUUUGCAUAUACUUUAGGUUUUAAAUAGAUGUACAUUUACAUAUUGUUGCGACUACUUAGUUGUUGUUGUUUUAUUUUUACAUAAAUACUUAUUAGGUUUAAAAGUUUAUUCUUUAAAUAAAUCACAUUAGUUUAGUGGCAAAGUAGAGUGGGGGACCAUGUGUUUGCAAGUAUAAGAAGUUUCACACGUUAACUUUUUCUUUACACCUCUUUAAAAAGGAGUAUAAAUCAAUGAUAAUUUGUAGCAUAGUAUGUGUAUUAUUGUAAGGCUCACUUAUUCUAGAAGACUUGAUAAUAACAAUUAGUGUUUCCCAAA